Molecule: messenger RNA, 6081 nt
Organism: Mauremys mutica (yellowpond turtle)
Lineage: Eukaryota; Metazoa; Chordata; Testudines; Geoemydidae
Gene: IFFO2
Product: intermediate filament family orphan 2
Exons: 9
Coding region: 76-1563 (495 amino acids)
Source: RefSeq, a predicted model, not a curated record
CCCCCCGCUGCUGACCGGCUCCCAGCCCCCGGCUCCCCCCCGCCGCCGCUGCGAGGCCGCCCGGCCGGGAGCAGGAUGAUGAACUCGCUCCUCUUCGGGGAGAUGGCGCGAGCCUUCUCCGCCGGCCCGGCCCCCGGCGCCUUGGGCCCCGGCAGCCCCGCGGCGGCGGCGGCCUCCCCGCCGGUGACCGCGGCGCUGCGGAACGACCUGGGCUCCAACAUCCACCUGCUGAAGGGGCUGAACGUGCGGUUCCGCUGCUUCCUGGCCAAGGUGCACGAGCUGGAGCGGCGCAACCGGCUGCUGGAGAAGCAGCUGCAGGCGCAGCAGAGCGAGCGCGACCGCCGCUUCCGCUACAAGACCUUCUCCCGGGACCAGGCCGUGCAGACGGACGCGGGGCCCCCGGCUGCCGGCCCGGGCGCCCUGCCGCCCGGCCCCGCCGCCGCCGCCCCCCCGCCGCCGCAGCACUACGGCCGCCUGCCGGGCACCAUCUGGAGCUACACCCAGGUGCGCCGCACCGGCGGCGGCGGCCUGGAGACCCUGCAGGGGCCCGGCGUCUCCUGGGUCCACCCGGACGGCGUCGGGGUGCAGAUCGACACCAUCACCCCCGAGAUCCGGGCCCUCUACAACGUGCUGGCCAAAGUCAAGCGGGAGAGGGACGAGUACAAGAGAAAAUGGGAGGAGGAACUGGCAAAGCGAAUGAGUCUGGAGUCUAUGGUGGAAACCCUGCAAGAGGAGGCUCAAGAAGCUGAAGCUGUCCAGGAAGAGUUAAAUGAAAAGAUUGAGCGGCUGAAAGCAGAGCUUGUUGUCUUUAAGGGUCUGAUGAGUGAUCCCAUGACAGACCUGGACACAAAGAUCCAAGAAAAGGCCAUGAAGGUGGACAUGGACAUCUGCCGUCGAAUCGAUAUUACAGCUAAGCUGUGCGAUGUAGCACAGCAGCGCAACUCUGAAGACGUUUCCAAGAUAUUCCAGGUGGCUUCCAAAAAGAGAGAACGCAAGCUAACAUCUGACGAAGACCUCUCUGAGCAGGAUGGAGACAACAGCAGAUUAUCAGAUGACGAAGUCAGCUGUUCUCUGAACAUUACAGAUGAAAUGAAGCGAAUGUUUAAUCAGCUGCGUGAGACAUUUGAUUUUGAUGAUGACUGUGACAGUUUAACAUGGGAGGAGAAUGAAGACACCCUGCUUCUCUGGGAAGACUUCACAAACUGCAAUCCUUCAAUUGACCUGCAAGGAGAACAGGAGGAGAAUCUGGGAAACUUGAUCCAUGAAACAGAAUCUUUCUUCAAAACAAGAGACCAAGAAUAUCAGGAAACAAUAGGACAGAUCGAGCUGGAGCUAGCCACAGCCAAGAGUGACAUGAAUCGCCACCUCCAUGAAUACAUGGAAAUGUGCAGCAUGAAGAGGGGCCUGGAUGUACAGAUGGAAACCUGUCGUAGACUUAUCAAAGGCUCGGCUGACAGAAAUUCUCCAUCUCCCAGCUCUGUAGCCAGCAGUGACUCAGGAAACACAGACGAGAUUCAAGAUGAGUUUGACAGAGAGGCGGACGUGGAGCCUAUGGUCAGCUGAUACAUAAUCUGAGCAUUCCAGUGAAAGGGAAAAUACAGAAAGGAAAAAAAAAAAAGGUGGAAAAAAUAGAAUACUGACCGAACAGACUAAAAGGCCCUGGCACAGGGUUCCUGAGGACUCAUUCCGAUACGCAUCCCCACCCCACCUGAGGAUUGGUGCUGUACAUUUCUACUGUUCUACCAAUUACAAAUGCAGAAUUCUGUAAGAAAACAUGGUGUUUUAAUGGUGCCUUUGCCCCAAGCUGAGCCACUUUGACUCUAAUGGAAUAUUAAUAGCAGGUGUUUUUUAUAAGAAAAAUAAAAAGGGGGGGGCGGGGAAUCUGGCUGCAGCAGAGAAUGAUGCUGCAAAUGUUUUGGGUGUUUCAGUAGGCUUAUGACUUACUGAAGGGCUGCACUGAUUGGCAGAAGGAACACUGUGGCAAAAUGAGCAUGGACCACAACACAAUUACAGUAUGACGACCAUAGUUCUCUGGCAAAAAAUAAAAUAAAAAUGUAAACACCUCCAAAUGUAGCUGUUAACGCCAUUUAAAAAUAGCAGUGGGUUAGAGGCAGACUUUAGGCUCAUGCAAUUAUAAGGUAUCCAAAGGAAUCUCUUUAUGCCAUCUGUCUGGGUGGAGGGACCUUUGGAGUCUGCACAAGCUUUUUGGCUGAGUCUAGAAUCACAAGAAGCAGUUCUCAGCUCGGUGGCAAAGCAGAUGGACAGGGUACACUGGGGUGGGAAUAUCACCGUUAAACUACUAUGCAAAAAAAAAAAAAGCUUGCCUUAUUUAUACGGAAUGUUUGGUCCCUGCUGGGCUAGAGUUAUCUCUUGGUGGAAGGAAAGCUAAAAACAGUUGCACAUGUUAGUUAUCUGUAGAGCUUCCUUUGUGGAGGAAUGCCUGUUACAAUGCCUUUGUUUCCUGGGAUGGGAUUAGGAGGGGGAUCAGCCCUUCAGUUCCUGAAUUUUUUCACAAUACUUUUUUUUUUAACCAUAAUAGUUGCAGGUCUUACUUUACUGUCUGGGAGAUAAGCAGCAUAAAAUGCAGUUUCAUGAGCAGCGUGGUUGAAGCAUCAGGGUAAACUGACACACCGUGCUGUAGAUGUAGGCUUGAGAUGUGACAUCAUUACAGACCACUAUUCUUUGGAAAAGCUGAAAAUCAGAAAAUACUGUAAUCCUUUUUAGGGCACAGUAAAAACGAAUCCUAAACUACUGCUGCUCUGGAAUUAGGAAAUAACAGCCAUGUGCUUUCUCUGUGAGAAAGCAAGUAGACCUAGGCCUUACGUGUCUGUUCCUCUGUAUUUUAAACCAGAGAAAGCAGCAUCAAAAGUCUAAUUUAUUUACUUUCUAUUCAGGGAGCUGGUGGCAUGAGAUGGGCUGUUCUUGGUUAUAAUUAGGAAUUGUCACAACUGAGCCAAGAGAAAAGGGGAAUGGAAAUCUCUGACUUUAAGCAAGCAGAAAACAGUACCAGAUUGUUUUGCAGGCCACUGUUGAAGACAUAAUAGCUCUUAAAAGUAACUGUGUAGCUAGUGACCAUUUUAAGAUUUAGAGACUAAAUUUCAAAUUAUCUCCCCCUCCCCCCCAUGAAACUCCUCCCACAGCGGGUUUAAAAAUACUGAGAGUGGGAGUGGUUUUCUUCCCAUAUAGAUUGGACAGAGAAAUGUCAGGUUUUAGCAUCCUCUCAAUGUUAAGUGGUGCUAAGAUGGCUGUUCUGUACUCAUCAACUUGAAAUAAAAUCAGGGGGAUGGCAUUGUGAGCAAACAAUCUAGUACACAUCAGAGUGCUGCUUUCUCCAUAACAGAGCACAAGCCUCACUAAAGUAGUGUCUGUAUUAGGCAGAGGAUGCCUUUUUGAAUUUUGCACAACUUGCUUCACUUUGGGGGCAGUGUAACCCUGACAGAUCCUUGCUUGUAGAGAAGCUUCGUGUAAAGUAUCAUCUUAUUGACUCUGGUUCCAUGCACUGCUGCCUGUAGUUCUUUCAUCGCUCUUCCUGUUGAGUGUCCUGUAGCUGACUUCUUAGACCCAGACUGAAUUGUGUGGGCCAUCUGAAACAUAUGCCCCCCCCCAUAUCUUUCCAGGUGGAAAGAACUACUGUGAUGAGACCCUUCUGGAUCCACAAUGUGAGUUUAAAUUACUCCCGUCCAUGAAAAGAACUGUAAUGCAGGGACACACUAUUAAUUUUACUUUUCUUGCAGUUUGAAACAUUCAAGCCACUUGUGCAUAAUCUCUUGUUAGGAGCUCUUUUAUCAAUCAUACUGUACCUCAGUGGCCUUUUUAAAAUGUUUCAUUACAUGUGUAAUUUUCUGUUUAGGUCUUUUUUUAAAAGAAACCUGUAUUCCAAAGUGCUCAUUCCUAGCAUCUCUUAUCUAGCCAAAGCAGUAAGUUAUGUUCACUAGGAGUGGGGUUUGUAGGGUGGAAUGAAAAAUACAUGUCAGUCAUGCCCUUUUGAUAAGGGAGUGGGACUCCAUGUUUUCAGUUAAAGUAUUUUUAAGGUUACCAAGCCUCUUUGAACCUCAGCUGCUAAAUACAUUAGGUUUCUCAAAAGGUUGAGAGACCAUCUGCCAAAGCUGAAUGUUUGUAGUUAGUACUCUAGUGAUUUUGGAGGAAACUUUGUUUAUAACAGGAGUUUGCUCCUGUAGUGAGACAGUCUUCCUAGAGACUUCCAGUCAGCUGUCCUCUGAUUAUGAAAACCUCUUUUGUAGUGGAGAAGUGGAACAGUUUAAACAGCCGUCCUACUUAGCUGCUGCUGCUUUCUUUGUAAAAUGCAGUGCUCUGCAAGGAGACUGGGUCAAUGUUGUACCUUUAAUGGUUGGCAUGUCGAGGCAGGGAAAGAGAAGAGAGUAUCCUGCGUUAAUAGAGUGAACCGCUUGAGGAAGCAAAACUUAGUUGUUGAUACAAGUAAUCUGUAACCUACAGUUCAUCUCAUAGCCAUAAUUAUGAGGACCAUCUGUAAUGAGGUUGCAUUGUUUGCAAGUGUAGGAGGUGGGGAUACCUGUAUAGUAAAGAAUAAGAAAUAAUGUGUAUGAUGAUGAAAUGUGUAUGAUGGUAUUAGCAAUGACUGUGGUGGUUGUUGUGUUUGUCUGUUUUUUCUAUAACCAUAUGUAAUCCAUUUUUUAAAUUUAUCUUCAUACUUGGGUUUGGGGUUAUAUUUUAGUCAAGGCCGUGGACUUGAUAGCUAGCAGGGUCAGCCCCUUGGUAGUUAUUGAGUUGAUCCCAUGGUCAUUUUCCCAUGAGGUUUUUUUGUUUAGUUUUGUUUCAAAUGAUGCUGCUGAUUUAGCUGACAGUGGUCCCAUUUUGUCUGUAUUUAACACAUCUGUAGUGACCAGAUCAAAAGCUUGCCAGAAGAAAAAUUGUGAAAAUGCUGGAAAUCAUUUUGAUGACCUCUUUUUUUUUUCCUUUGUAAAGCUGUAAAUACUUUUUUUAAUUUUCUAUUCUUAACGCAGUGUCAUAUUGACACUUUUUUAGACUUGUAAUCAGUAAAUCCUCAUUGUUUUUUCCUCAUAUUUUUAAAGAGGAUUUCAAGAAAGCAAACUUUUUUUGCUUAUUAGCAGUGUAAUAAGGUAGAUCAAAUUCCUAAAAUGGAUUUGUAUAAAAACAGUGUUUUCAGUGAAUAAAUCUCAGUGCUUUUGUGGAUGCAUGUUCUUCAAAAAGUCCAAAGAAUCAUAUGGUACAAACAUUUUUCAAGGAUUUAAUAAAUACCACACUAAGUCAGGCAAGAAACAAGGAAUGAAAACAUUUUUUUAAAGUAUGGGUUGGAAAAACAUUAAAUGUAACUCAGAGAAAUGUGUAAUCUAGUUAUAAAUAUAUUUUCUGGAUUUUUGUUUUUUUAAACGUGCAAACAGAAGUCAGCAAAUACAGGUCUUCCUCUGUAAAGUAUUCUUUGAUGGGACUCCAAAUUCUCAACACUUUCAAGUAUCAGCAUGAGAAACAAAUGUAACAGGUGUGGCUGGCUGUGAAACACUCCUCCCAUCUCUUCCUCAUAGCAAGAAAAACAUAUGUUGCGAACGUUACUGUAACUGCAGAAUUAUUUUUCCCCAUCUUCACUGAUUCCAAUGCCUUCAACUAGAGGGUGACCAUGGAUUGGCAUCAUUUCUGCUAACCACAAAUGAUACUGCAGAUGCAUUUUUUACACUUUUAAAAUUUGACCUAGAAUAAGAUUUUGUAUUUUACCCUCUAGCAGGGUAGAAUAUAUUUGGACUGCAAUUCAGACUUGAGGGGCCUGAUUGCUAAUUUCCUUCCCCCAGUAUAAACGGGGAGUAACUCCAUGGAAUUAUACCAGUUGGAGAUCAGAAUCUUUCUGAAUGUAGGAAGGCUUUUUAGAACUGUUGCAAUUUCAAUAUGGUAAAGGCAAUAUUAACAUAGCAAGUAUUUUAUCAAAAAUUUAAAUUCCCAUUGUCAGUCCAGACUCAGGGCAGGUCUACAUUACAGGGUUAAGUUGACCUAAGUUAUGUAACUCCAACUAUGUGAAUAACGACAAGGAGUCCAUUUGGCACCUUAGAGACUAAUACAUUUAUUUGGGCAUAAGCUUUUGUGGGCUAGAAC